This is a messenger RNA of Chelmon rostratus (copperband butterflyfish), 1155 nucleotides long. RefSeq lists its product as uncharacterized. Gene Ontology annotation, biological process: negative regulation of transcription by RNA polymerase II. Gene Ontology annotation, cellular component: cytosol. The record is from RefSeq and is a predicted model, not a curated record. Gene Ontology annotation, molecular function: protein-folding chaperone binding. Lineage: Eukaryota; Metazoa; Chordata; Actinopteri; Chaetodontiformes; Chaetodontidae. The coding region runs from base 1 to 1155 and encodes 384 amino acids. The transcript has 4 exons.
AUGGUUCUCAUCUGGACUCAGUUCGGCGUGAAGCACAAAAAUGUCAAUGUCAAGUGCAAAGUGCGAGUUAUGCACAGAGGUGACAGCUCAGGCUCCUCAUCAUCAGCGGAGAGCACCAGGUCUGAGCAGGACACGCCCUGCCUGUCCAUCAAGCCCACAGGCAAGGACUUCUACAAAGUCCUGGGCGUCUCCCAUGAAUCCAACGAGGACGAGAUCAAGAAGGCCUACAGGAAGCUGGCUCUCAAGUUCCACCCGGACAAGAACAGCGACGCCGAUGCAGAGGACAAGUUCAAAGAGAUCGCAGAGGCCUACGAGAUCCUGACAGACCCCAAGAAGAGGAGCAUAUACGAUCAGUUCGGAGAAGAAGGCCUUAAAAGUGGAAUGUCAAUGACAGGCCAAGGCAACGUUUUCCGCAAUAAUUUCCCCGGUGACCCCCACGCCACCUUCUCCUCCUUCUUCCACGGCUCAGACCACUUCGACAUCUUCUUUGGCUGUGACGCUGACGGCGAGGAUGAUCUCUUCAACCCCUUCAGACGCUUCCCCUUCAGCCACGUGGGCGGGUUCGCCGGCCCCGAGGGCGGCCUGCGAAGGGGCCAGCGGCGGCUGCAGGGCGACGAGGUCGUGCACGACCUGCUGGUGACCCUGGAGGAGGUGCUGCACGGCUGCACGAAGCACGUGAAGAUCACCCGCAGCCGCCUCAACCCGGACAGCCGUAGCCUGCGGUCUGAGGACAAGGUGCUAAAUGUGGUGGUGAAGAAAGGCUGGAGGGCGGGCACCAAGAUCACCUUCCCCAGGGAGGGAGACGAGACGCCCAACAGCACCCCUGCAGACAUCACCUUCAUUCUCAGGGACAAGGAUCACAGCCAGUACAAGAGAGACGGCUCCAACAUCGUCUACACAGCCAAGAUCACCCUCAAAGAGGCUCUCUGUGGCUGCACAGUUAACGUCCCAACACUUGACAACCGGAUGAUGCCUCUGCCGUGCAGCGACGUCAUCAAGCCGGGUGCUGUGCGGCGGCUGAGGGGCGAAGGUCUGCCCCUGCCCAAGAGCCCGUCGCAGCGAGGCGACUUGGUGGUGGAGUUCCAGGUGCUGUUCCCCGACAGGAUCCCACCACAGUCUCGCGAGAUCAUCAAGCACAGCCUGGCCCAGUGCUAG